Eurytemora carolleeae is the source of this 1314-nucleotide messenger RNA. It is a transcript of the gene Arpc1, whose product is annotated as actin-related protein 2/3 complex subunit 1B. Gene Ontology annotation, biological process: Arp2/3 complex-mediated actin nucleation. The record is from RefSeq and is a predicted model, not a curated record. Gene Ontology annotation, cellular component: Arp2/3 protein complex; actin cytoskeleton. Lineage: Eukaryota; Metazoa; Arthropoda; Copepoda; Calanoida; Temoridae. Gene Ontology annotation, molecular function: actin filament binding. The transcript has 7 exons. The coding region runs from base 57 to 1178 and encodes 373 amino acids.
AAGAUAACAUAGUUUUAUUUCAGAUUUAGCCGUGUAGACUGAUCAGAGUCCACGGUAUGUCGACUGUUUACAAGUUUGGAGCUGCUGUACCCAUCCAAUGCCAUGCCUGGUCCGGGGAUGGGAAAUCUAUAGCUAUUUCCCAUAACAGCCAUACCAUUGAGGUACAUGAGAAGAGUUCCAAUGGCUGGCAUCAGACUGAUCUUCUUGAACAGCAUGAUCUGCGUGUGAAUGAUAUUGACUGGGCUCCGAACACGAACAGAAUUGUGACCUGCAGCGCUGACCGGAACGCCUAUGUCUGGGUCAAAGGUUCUGAUGGUAAAUGGAAGCACACUCUUGUCCUGCUGCGUAUCAAUCGUGCAGCUACCUGUGUACGCUGGUCACCUCAGGAAAAUAAGUUUGCUGUCGGAUCUGGAGCCCGGAUAAUCAAUAUCUGCUAUUUCGACCAGGAGAACGAUUGGUGGGUCGCGAAACAUAUUCGGAAACCUCUUCGUUCUACCAUCACUACGGUAGACUGGCAUCCAAACAAUAUUCUUCUCGCUGCUGGUUCUACUGAUUUCAAGGUUCGUGUGUUCUCCACAUACAUCAAGGAGAUCGAACCUAAACCUGCUCCCACCGAAUGGGGAGCAAAGAUGCCGUUCGCGAACCUGAUGGCUGAGUUCUCCAACUCUCCGAGCGGCGGGGGUUGGAUCCAUAGUGUUGGAUUCAGCCAGGAUGGAACUAGAGUUGCCUGGGUGGGACACGACUCAAGUAUUGCCGUGGCGGAUGCUCCGAGCGGGAUGGUGAUGAUGAAACUUAAGUUGAGCCUGCUUCCGUUGUUGACUCUGACCUGGAUAUCUCCAACGAAGAUCCUGGCGGCAGGUCAUGAUUGUGUUCCGGUCAUCUUCCUCGUCGAUUCUUCAGGUAAGAUAAGCCUUGGCUCCAGGUUGGAAGAGGAGACGCUAGUGGACAACUCCGGAGCUGCGUCUGCCAUGAACCUGUUCAAGAACAAGUGCAGGGUUGGGACGGAGUUACUUGAUACCAAGCUUUCCUCAACCCAUCAGAACCAGAUUUGUAGCAUGCGUAUAAUGCACGGAACCAAAGGAGAGGCCCACUAUGUCUCCACCUCCGCUGGAGACGGAAACCUAGUUAUUUGGGACCUGGAUACCUUGGCAACCAAGAUCAAGGAUCUCAAAAUAUAAUUGAAACAAUCUUAUCUCCGCUUAUGUAUUUAUUGUGUUGAUAUUUGUGUGAUGAGUCACUUUACUUUUAUUAAUAUAAUUGUGAAUAUUAAAAUCAUAAUCUCGAUGUUUUACCAAUAACACGUUUUUAAUGAAA